Messenger RNA from Plasmodium knowlesi strain H, 9837 nucleotides. Its product is annotated as conserved protein, unknown function. The record is from RefSeq and is a predicted model, not a curated record. NCBI's taxonomy places the organism in Eukaryota, Apicomplexa, Aconoidasida, Haemosporida, Plasmodiidae. Bases 1 to 9837 code for a protein of 3278 amino acids. The transcript has a single exon.
AUGAUUUAUCUGACAUAUCUUAAAACAAGCCAUUUUAAACUUAAGUCUGACGAUGUAGAACCAAAGCCCCUUACUGACAAUGGGGGAGUAUUCCUCCUCAGGAAUUCAUGUACUUCGGACAUUCUGUUGUAUACAAAUAAAACGUGUAGGAAUAGCUAUCUAGAGCAGGAGAUACCAUGCUGGAGUACUAAUGUGAGUUCCUUAUCUAGGGGAGAAAAGCACAAUCACCUGAAUAUGCUAAGCACACAAAGCACUCAAAAUGAAGAAGACGACGAAGGCGAAGAUGAAGACAUACCAACAGGAGGAAAUGAACUCACGACCAGUUUGCAUAAGAGGGACACACAUUUUGUUAUGUACAAAUAUGAACCCAAUUUUUGCGCAACCCAAAUGCCGAAAGGUACACAUCAGAAAAAGAUAAGCAAAGUAAAGAGAGAAAGAAAUAUAUCAAAUGAGGACAAUACAUCGAAGAAAGGCCAACUAUUAUCUAUUAAAAACAAUUUCAAACGGAAAAAAACCCUAAACAGGGAGAAAUGCGAAAAGCUGAUUCGCUGCAAUUCCUCGAAGAACGCUAAAAGGAAAUUCAUAAAGGAGAGGAAAAGAAGAAAGAAUGUACACCCAUUCGAGAAAAAGUUUUUUCUCGACGCUGUAGAAAAUUUCUUAGAUUUACAUUUCAAUGCAGUUCAUCUGAAGGCAGUUUGUGAACAUUUUAUAAAAUAUUGUAAGGACAACAUAGAAUCUACCACUCCACAGAAUUGUCUACGUAGAUUCAGUAAAAGGGCCUCCAAAGGGGGAAAUCACUCUGUGGAAAUAUUAGACUUCACUGAAAAGUAUAGUAGAGACUAUUCUCCGUACGUCAAGUUUAUAGAAUAUAACACCAAAUGCGGAAUGAAAGAUGAAGAAAGAAAGUUAGCUGUUCUAAUUAAAAAGCAGCUUGUCAAAAUGAAAUAUUUUACUUACACAAAAAGAAAAAGUAAAGCAAAUGUUCGAGGUAAGAAGGGGCCACUCGUUCCAAAAGAUGCACAAUCAAGCGCUUCACUUCACAAAAUGAGUGACACAAAUGAUAUGAAACUGUCGAAACCAAAUAAGGGGUCAUUCAUCGUAGUACGACAAAUCGUCAUGGAUAUAUAUAAUGUAGACAUGCAUUAUCAUGACAACUGUGUGGAAGCUUGCAAAGGAACCCCGUUGUGGUGUGCCUUUUUUUUUGAGUGCUAUCCUCUGAAGGAUAAUGUUGUCACCACGAACUGCAGCAUCAAAUUGAUAAGUAUACCUUACGUAAACGAAAAAGAACAAAAAAAUAAAAUAAAAAUAAACAAAAAUAAAAAAAAAGAUAAAAACAAAAAAAAUAAGAAUAACGAAGGAAAAGCAAAAAACAUCGCAAACGUAGUAGACAUUCUAAACCAUUUUAGCAGUACUGCCCCACAAGUAAAAAACAACAGGAGUUUUAUAUCCUUAGCAGUUUCAACAGAUAUGUGCAAAACGUAUAAGGUACGAGGGAUCAUUAUGGAAUCUUUAAAUUCCACAAAUGAAGAGUAUCGUGGCACAUGUCAAAAGGGAAUCGUAAGAAUAAUAUGCAUACCAUAUUGUAUUAAAAGUGAUAUCCAUCAGUUCAUACGAAGUGAUAUUUACUACGAAUUGUACCAAGCAGUUUAUUUAGCGCGAAAUUCCUAUGUGAUAUUUCAAAGGGCAAUUAUGAAUAGCUUUUGUAGUAUAACUCAUCAGCAGUCAUUCUUGUGCCUACAGAAUUUUCUAGAAAAUUGCAUUACAAAAAUGGGCGAUUCCUUCUUCCAAAGAGAAAUGUCCAAAUUCGCCAUAUUUAGAGCUGCGUCCAAUGCAAUCUUAAUCUCAACAACAGUGAGAAACAAAUUACCCUUCCCAAAACCCUUAUUUUUCAAGGAGUACAAAAUUAUGGUUACACAAUAUCAGAAUAUCGUUAAUUAUGCCAUUUUUUUUCUUGAUCUGUGUGAACAUAUCAUCACUUAUCAUUUUAAAAAAAAAAAACUUCUACUACUAACAAAAGAAAAAAUAUGUUUAUUACUCUAUUACUUUGGACAUCAGUAUGGGGUUGUGAAUUAUCAGCGCAAAUAUUUUUUUCAUCAUAUUUGUAGCAAACGUUGUAGUAAGCAGGAAAAGUAUUGCGAAAGAGAUUUUAUUAGCUGUUUGUCUGAUCUGAAAAUGGAGGAUAUCAAAUCUGAAGUGGAAACAAAUUUACCAGAAUAUAUGCAACAAUUCAAGGAUAAGAAUUGGCAGACGGAAAAUUCGCAUCAAUGUGUACAGGAGAAAGAAUUAUUUCUUCAUCAUCAGAAUACUCCAUGUAGUUUUACAAAUCAUCAUACUACACUAUAUUACGCAAUGAAGAAAUUAAUUCUCUACUUUUUUCACUACUUCGCUUCCCCAUGGGACGCCAAAAUGAAAUAUAAGGAUGUUUGCAAAAAGAGGCAUAAAUUAAAGAAGCUCAGUGCUGAUGCAUCGGAAUGCAGAAAAAACUUUUUGCACGUACAUGUUAUAAACACGCUUACUGGUUUCCUGAAACGCGAUUUUGUGAAAUUAGUAUAUGCUGCAAAGGGAGAGGGGUACAAUAUCCGCGGCCCUUCCGAUCGCAAUGCAACUAGUAUCUAUAGCACUUCCAAUGAAUGCUCCCGUAGUACACACGAGGGAAGCCUGAAAAAUAAAACACAAUUAGGAAUAGAACUUGAUGCAGGACAUCGCAGAAACGAAGUGCUACAAAAUCCCAACUGCACACAUAAAUCUGAAGAAGGGGGAAGGACAGCAUGCACAAGUGAUCAUACGCAAAGGAACAAGCCAAAUAAUUACCUCCCCCCAAUGCUGGACCGACCUGAAAGUACACACUCUCAAUAUUUAAAAUUCCAAGUCAAAGGAGAAUUAGUUUUACACAUCCUGCACGGAAGGGGCAAGCACAAAAUACGCUGUGGUAGCAACAAUUAUAAGCUAGCUAAUCCUACACAUAAACCGAGUGACAGCGGAAGGCAUAUAGCCCAAACGAACCCUAACAGUAGUGAUCAUUACUACAUGGAAAAAGGAACCUUCAUUAAACUUCAGAACAACGUAGUUAGGGCAACUGGUCAAGUGCAAAACAGAACUAACUACAUGCCGAAUUAUACGCAAAAUGACACAUGCACGAAUCUCAACAAACUUAUUAAUAAUAAACAUAUGGAAAAUAAUUGCAAUACAAACAUAAACAUUAUUAGGGAUCAGUUAACCUCUUCCAUGGAGAGACCUACUUACCAUAGAAACCUUUGCACGGGAUGUCAAAAUAUUUUAAGCCAUAAUAUGAGGCAUAUAAGUUCCUAUCACAAUGGGCAACAAAUAAAGUGGCAAACGAAUCCGAACAGUUUAAUGCACGGAAGUGGAAAGGAGGGUUGCAGAAAUGGGUGGAAGAAUACCCAUUGUCGCAACAAUUGUGGAAGUUAUUUCCAUAAUAGCAUUCCCCAUAGCACUAUCCCCCAUAGAGGAUACCACCAGAAUGGUUAUCAGCAUAAUGGUUACGACCAACACGGACAUCAUCAGAACCGUUUUGUCCAUAAGCACAUUUCCCAUGAUGGAAGUUUCCAUAACUGUUAUUGUGAUUAUCAGAAUCGCAUCCACCGCAGCAGUAAGGAUUUUAUGGGAAGAAAUAACAACGUGUGUCAGUACAGCAACGGAAUUUUCGUGCAAAAUGGACAACUCCCGCAGAAUGAAGAAAAAGGAAUGAGUUAUUACUUCAACGCCUUUUUCAACAGCAAUAUGAAUAACAACAAUUUCACCACAGCCAUCGACAAGAACAAUGAAACAAACUGCACCCAUAGGUACACUCAACCUCAUCAAAAUAAUGUCCCACCAUAUUAUUAUAUCAUUCCCAAUCGUAUGCAUACUAUUAAUAAUAUCAAUUUUAACAGGCAAAAUGAAUUGUGUAAAAUGUGCAAAAAUACAAGUGUGAGAAAAAAUGAACAUUAUUAUCAUACCAGGAGGUGUGCCAAUUUAUUUGGAGGAAUUACGAAUAUGAAAAAGGACUGCCACCCUCACAAUACAAAUGGUGGGCUUCCUGCUAACAAGGACAUAAAUGAAGAUGGCAUUGAUCAACAGGGCUUAUCCAGUAAUGCCUUAAACAACCAAAUGGAUAGAGGAAUGCUCCAAUCGAAUUACAAGGGUAAUUUUCCAUAUGCGAAUAUGCACGCUUUAGAUAAAACUAGUACACUGAAUGUGUACAGCAACUGCAAUAAUGUGAAAAGGGAUACGAACAUCAUCUGCAUGUGUGGUGCCAGGAUCGAGCAUAGGGACAGCGAAAGUGGUGGUAAAGAAUGUGCGGAGAAGGAUGGCGGAAAGAAUCAAAGAGGUAAUGACGAGGGAAGUGGCAACCAAGGCGAAAAGGAAAGCAAUGGGGAUGGCAAAAAUAGCGGCGUUGAGAAGAACAACGACCAAAAUAACAACAACCACAACAACGACAACAGUAAUAGCGGUCGAAGCGGCAGACCAAACGGCGAUAACAGCAACGACGACAACAACAAGGAGGACGAUAACGAGCAGGAGGAAAAUGACCAAAACAAAAGGGGAUGCAAUAAAAACAACGCAUGCAGCACUACCGCAAAAAAGAAAAAAAGCAAAAAAAAAAAAACAGAAAAGAAAAUGGUCAAUUAUAAACAUAAGAAUAUUCAGAAGAAAAGUAUGCUUAAUUCUAAGUCGGCUAGAGGGGGGAGAAACAAAAAUAACAGAUUUCCCAAGAGCAAAGAAGAAAAUACUAAAAAUAAUAUAGACAACAACAAGGAGGAUACAGACAAGGAAGUAACUCCUCGCAACGAGAAUAGCACCGAUAAGGAUAAAUUGAACAAUGAAGACCUAAUAAGUUCGAAGGUUAUUAUCAAUGUGGAAAAAUCACAAACGGAAAAAUCUCCCGAAAAUUGUAGCUCAUUGAAGCGCUAUUUAGAUUUCGUAAAGAACAUAGAUUAUGACAUAAAAUUUGGAAAUGCAUACAUAAAGUUAGGAAAAAAACUCAGUUCCCAAAAUAAAUGCCAAUUUGAUGUGUAUGAAGCAGAGGUUGUGGCCGUAGACAAUAUUAGCAACUUUUUCCAUGGCGACAUUCAAAACUUUGAAAACUUCUAUAGCUUACUUAAAAGAAAUAUAAACAACUAUGAUUUUCUGAAAACAAAUAUAAAUAAUCAAAAUUAUGGGGAAACCCUCGAAAUUGAUGACAGCAAUGUAGAGGAUUUCCUCAAAAUAUCUCAGGAUUCCCAUUUAAUUCUUAACUAUUUUAGCAAUACUAUAAGAGCUGCAAAGGAAAAUAGCAAAAACAGCUCAACAAAUUCCAAAAACGUACUUUCCAGGAAAAGGAACUUUUUAUCGUAUAUGAAUCUACCGCAGAAUGACACUUCCAUGGAAACCUCUAACGAUCAGCCAAAGCCCGUCCAAGAAGAAAUGCCGCAAAGCGUGCACAUCAAUAAUGUGGGUAGUACCAAUGAGAACAUAAGUAGUAUGAAGAAGUGGAAAAAUGCAGGUAGCAAUAUGCUGGAAGGCACUCCCAAGAGCAAUACUAAUACUAACGGAGCAGGCCGGAAUGGUAUGUACACCUCCAGGAUAGUUAGCACUAAUAGAAAUGCGAAUGCGAAUUCUGCCACUAGUGCUAAAAAUGAAGGCCCCAGUGUAAGACCACAAGACUCAAAUGCUAUAAAUAGAGACGGCGCCGUCCUUGUAGACAGCCAACUAGGGAAUGCGGGACUUGUCCAAUUGGGUGCCCUGCCAAUAGGCCCAAACGACACACAUUCCAAUUUCUUAAGCAAUCGAAAAAUUAGCAAAAAUUGCUUUAUCACGAAGAAGAAGGAAUUGUUUUCUAAUUGCGAGGGUAACAAUAAUGGCAAUAAUAGUAUCAUUGGUAACAGUGGUAAUAUCCCCGUUGCACGGGGCAGACUGACCAACCUCCCAAGCUCGAAAAGCAUGGACAAUUUAUGCCAAAAUGAGCAGCCAAAUGAGCAGCCAAAUGAGCAACCAAAUGAGCAACCAAAUGAACAACCAAAUGAACAACCAAAUGAGCAGCCAAAUGAGCAGCCAAAUGAGCAGCCAAAUGAGCAACCAAAUGAACAACAGAACAGCCCUGAAAGCGUUCCCCGGAGCACGCUCUGCAAGAGCCUCAUCCAUACAAUAAACAAAGUAAAUUUCCUAAGGAUAUUUGGAUAUAAGUCAAUAUACGAUCUAUUAAAGGAUCAAUGUAAAGUGUUGCUUGUGCAGAAGAUGACCAUGGAAGCAAAUACCAUGCACAAUAUAAUCAAGCACGUAAUUAGAUACAACUACAUCCAUGAUCACAUAAAUAAUCCCUUUACGAUUUAUCAGCAUUCGUUAAAAAAUAUACCAGCCAAUAAGUUUGCCAUCAAAAUAUUAAAUACGAGUACAUGUGGCAUAUACAAAUUGAAAUAUAAAAUACACAGUCUCCUAUCUGAGGGAAAACAACUCAAGAAUGUCAACAUGGAAAUUGAAAAUUAUGCACAGAGAAAAUAUCAGUCGGAGGAAUAUCUAAGAAAAUGUCAUGAAAAAAGUGUGAAAAAUCUUGUUCAAAAUAAAAAAUCUACCCAGAUCGAUAACCUCUCAUUUUUGAACAUCUCAAGUUCUGAUUUAUCAAACAGCCAAUACUUAGAAUCGUAUAAAAAUUUCUAUUCCCCCAAAGAAACUAGCACAAAUAACCAUAUUGAUAUUUGUCUCUCCAUGAAUAAAUACCCCGAUUCGUGUCGCUCCUCAGAUGAAAUGCUAGAUUUGUACCUUUCAGAAAUUCUCAGCAUUAGAAAUUUAAUGAAUAACUCAUUUUCACCCAAUAAUGAUAUGCACGCAUGCAUUAAUGAACACCAACCCCAAUACAACUGCAGCAUGGGAAUUGAAAAAACGAGUGAACACAAAAAUAUCUGUGGAAGUAAUGGCCUAAGUAGCACUACCACUAAUACAAAACAGAACAGCAUCAGCAGUAACAACCUCACCAGCGACCUAAGUCAAAUUCCAAUUGGAGACAUUUCCACCAAUUCUCCAAACAACAUUUCUUACCCAUUUAUCUGCAAAUACUGCUUAAACAUUUUCUUCGACAAGGAUACGCAGUUACCAAGUGAUGGGAAUAAAAGCAUCUUAAACAAAAGCCUUCUUAACAUUUAUGCUGAAAGAAAUAAUGAAGAAAACAACCUUGUUUGGGAAACCACUACUGCGAAGAAGAAAAAAAUGAUGGGGCAAAAUGUGGACAGCCUUGGUCAUUCAUCCUUAUCGAAAAAUGAUCCACGCGUGAAGGAAGAUAAUUACAUUGUUCAAGUGAAUGGUAACGGAAGAAACAAGGAAGAAAAGGAAGAAAUUGACGAAAAGAAAAACGCCACCAGCAAUAGCGGAAGUGAACCCCUCACUCGCAGCACCGUAAGCAAUCGUGGUAGUCGCAGGAGCAGUCGAAGUAUAUACCUACACACAAGAAACAAAAUAAGGAGGCAAAGCAUUAGGAGAAAACGAAAAAGUAUCGCCAACAACAAACAGAAUGCCCGCAAAAAUAAAAAUGUCCGAAAUAAGCGGAUUACCAGAAAGGAAACCAAAUUAAAAACAAACCAUAAAACUAUAAACAAAAGAAGAGGAAAUGAUACCAAGGAGAAAAAGAAAAUUGCCAAUUCUGUAGUCAAAAAUGAAGAUACAGAUAUCAUGAAUGAGAAAAAUAGGCAACAAAAUAAUACUUAUAUUAACACAAAAUUAUCGAAUAUUUCUGCACCAGGUUGUAAACCCAUAUCUCCAGUAAAGAGGGAAGUGCUCCAGAGUGUAGUCUCUUGUAUUUCCUCCCCGCGUAAAACCCUACCCCAAAAUUACGAACUACCGAAACUUCCACUAAAUGUCCACGCACCAGAUAAUUCUCCAAAUGAUAAUAUUAACAAUCCCAGCAAAAUGAAAAUCAACGUAUGUAAAAGGUGUAAGGAGAAAAAUGCACCACCACGCGAAAGUUCCAUAGCAAAAGAAAUUUUAAAAAAAUACAAAAAACACCCCGGUUCAGUACCAAAAUAUCUUUGGACAUCUGUUGGAAUAACAAAAAAUAAUGAACACGUUCUAGGAGUAGCUAUGCAAAUGAUUGACGGUUGUACAUUAACGUAUAUUAUUCAAAAAUUGAAAGGGACGGAAAAUGUAAAACAAGGUCAUUUCCUAUUGGAUAUUUGCAAAAAAUUAGUUAAACAUUUAAUGAUUAUAUGCGAAUCUGUUGAUAAUCCAAUCAUCAAUUGGGAUACCAAACCAGGAAAUAUUAUGAUUGAAUACGAAACGGGAAUCUCAAAAAUAGUUUGUAAAAAGGUUACCAUCAUAGAUGUGGGUGAUGCAUUACCAGGGAGAUCGUUCUAUUUUCCAACUAAUCCUGCCUACUAUGAAAAAAUUAAAAGGAAUAAUUCUCAAAAAAAUUUCAAUAAUUUCUUGUAUUAUGUAAUAUGUACUAAGGGGUUUUGCUCUCCUGAAUGUGCCCUGCUAGUUUUCCUAUUGUCAUCUCUUAAUAAAUCUGAACAGUUUAGAAAGACAUGGUAUGGCCCCGAUUCGAGCAUUUUCCACAUUAUGAAAACGAGACAGUUAAGAAUAAAGUACAGAUGGAAAAAACUCCUAGAUUUGCGUUUUAUUCAGCCCAUUGUGAGGAAGAAAGAUUUUAUGCUUAGUGGUCAGUCACUUAGUCCAGUGAGUCCCAAAUGCUCAUGCAAUAGUGAAGAAGAUGAUGCACGAUCCGUUUCUUCCAGGAAUAGAGAUAGUACUUACUGUACCAGUGUCAACGGUAGCAGCAGCUAUAACAACAGGAAUGACGCCAAGAAAAGUACCUUUUCCAACACCAAAGGAAACAGAACUGGUAGUAAGAGAACGACCCAGAUGAAGAGAAACGCUCCAGUUCCCAACCAGGUAUGUGCCAAGGUGGGACUUCCUCACAACCAUCCCCAUACCACCCGUACCAGCCGAAAUGGAACCAUACGAAGCAGCAACAACAGUAACCAGCUCAAUGGCAACCCCAGCAACAGCAUUCCUCACAAUCGCAUUGCCCCAAAUGGCAACUACAACAACACGAAGAUGUUCCAGAAAGACGGAGAUAAGGAAAUAAAUGGAAACAACGGAAACAACAAAAGCUGUACAAAUCCCAUUAGAAAAAAUAAGAACAGUGCACCCACAGGAUGUAAACCAAAUAACCUUCUCCCAACCAACGCCAAUUCAGAGAACACGAAUGCACACUCAUCGGAAAAAGGAGCAACCUUGAAUAGUCAUCAUCCAAAUAGCGAACAGGAAGACCUAUUAAGAGGUUACUACUUAAUGAAGAUAUGCACACAUGACAUGGAGGAUGAUGGUGAGCUAGAACAUUACUCAGAUAACGAAGAAAUAAAAGAGUUUGUCAAUAAAAAAGAUGAAAAAAUAAAAGAUAUGGAAAUAAAAUUAAGCGAAUCGGAAAAGAAGAAAAAAAAAAAAAGAGAAAAUGAAUAUUUUAAAAUGCAAAAUAUUGACUCAUGGGUUAUCAAGUUCACAACAAAAACCACAAUCUUCAGCGUUGGACUAGUAUUAUGCCAAUUAUUUGGUGGAAACAACUUAUUAAGCGUCGUUAACAAAGAUGAAGUAAAGGUAGUCGAUGUGUUAUGUGAAUGGAAUUGUGAAAAUAGUAAGAAUAUUUAUUCUGGAGAAAAAAAUAUUACCAUUAAUGAUCUAUUGCCAAGUAGAGGAAUUUUUGCUGAUGUCCUAUGGAAAAGGAGAAUUAAAAACAUAAUAAAAAAAUGUUUACAAUUUAUACCAUCCAGAAGAUGCUCAUUUAAGGAAUUGUACGAAGACGUAAAAAAAUUGAAAAGAGAAUUUGAAGCUUAUUAUGAUUUGAACGAUGACUCCACAUGUGAUUUUUAG